Molecule: messenger RNA, 2795 nt
Organism: Thrips palmi
Lineage: Eukaryota; Metazoa; Arthropoda; Insecta; Thysanoptera; Thripidae
Product: tyrosine-protein phosphatase non-receptor type 13-like
Exons: 6
Coding region: 139-1578 (479 amino acids)
Molecular function (GO): protein binding
Source: RefSeq, a predicted model, not a curated record
GCGGGCAUCGGCGUGGGGGCGGGCUGGAGGCGGCGCCGGGCCCUCUCGGUGCACGAAGUCACGCUGCAGCCGCAGGCGACGCAGCCGGGCUCGCAAGGCUCGCAGGGCGCCAAGCCCACGUUCUACGUGCCCUCCCCCAUGGAGCGCGCCGCCGAGGAGGACGAGGACUCCCCGGGCGUCGGCCCCGUGUCGCUGCCGCCCUUCGCCUUCCGGGACGCCGACGUCAGCAUCCACAGGCACAGAAAACCUUCGAGUAACUGCUCCUCCGGCCGGGGCACGGGCACGCCGACCGAGGACAUCGACCGGCGGAGCACGGGCAGCAACGGGUCGUCGUCGUCGGGGGCCUCGUCCAAGGGGCUGCCUCACCACCACCACCAGCACCACCACCUCCACCACCGGCCGCCGCCGCCCGCGCCGUGCUGGGACCUGGGCUACCACUCCAUCGAGGGCUGCCCCACGCCGACCGCCUACGAGCCAGUGUACCAGGGCGACCGGCUCCGCGGCCGGCCGCUGACGCGGUCCCCCGGCACCGCGCAGCCCAGCAACCGCGUCUCGGGCCUCCGGCACGCGUCGCCGUCGCCCGUCCGCACCCCGGACGCCGCUGUGGUCGCCGUGGCCGCCACCCCCGAGCCGGCGCCCACGCUGCGCGCCAAGUCCCAGACGCCCGAGGUGAAGAAGAAGUCGGUGCGGCUGUCCAAGGUGUUCUCCUCCGCCGUGCACCUGCGCGCCAGCCCCAAGGACGCCAAGGACGACGGCAGCGCGCGCAAGAAGGACAAGGAGGACAAGAAGAAGGACGAGGACAAGGACCGCAGCAGCCUGAGCCGCGAGCGCGGCCGGCGGCUCGUCAAGCAGCUGCAGCGGAGCCUGUUCGGCGGCAGCCUGUCCGGCCGGUCCCGCUCCGCCACACGGCCCGCGCACCACGGCAGCUGCGACCUGCUCGCGCCCACCAAGGCCCAGGCGCGGCUCCGGGACCGCCUGACGCCGGCCGGGGCGCUGCCCGACGACGCCAACAACAACAACAGCAAGAGCAAGGACGCGGCCGACAACAACAAGAGCAUGGGCGAGCGGCGCAAGUCCUCCGGCAUGGUGCUGCAGUCGACGCCGUGCCCCCGGGAGGACAAGACCCCCCGCGAGGAGGACGAGGACGAGGUGGACGACGUGGAGGAGUCCAAGUUCUGCACGCUGCCGCGCCACUCGGCCGCCAACGCCUUCACCAUCCAGUCCUGCACGUUCCAGAAGGGCCCCGGCCACAAGGGGCUGGGCUUCAGCAUCGUGGGCGGCAGGGACUCGCCGCGCGGCAACAUGGGCAUCUUCGUCAAGACCGUGUUCCCCAACGGCCAGGCCGCCGACUCGGGCCGCCUCAAGGAAGGCGACGAGAUCCUGGCCGUGAACGGCAAGGCUCUGCAUGGCUUCAGCCACCUGGAGGCCAUCGGCGUCUUCAAGGAGAUUCGGUCUGGGCCGGUGCUGCUGCACAUCGGGCGCAGGCUGAACCGGCGGCGCCGCGAGCCCUGCAGCAACGCCCUGGGCCCCAUCGGCAACGCAGCGGUCAGCGCGCCCGCGCCGGCCGUCUGCUCAUGAGUGGAGCAAUCACAAAAGAGGAAUGUGGACACCUGUGUGGACAGUCGUAACUUAGACCAACCAAAUUUAUUCCAAUUUUUUACAUUUUUUGAAUUUUUUGAAAAUUUAUAUUGGUUUUCAGACUAAAUCACUCGGAAAUUUUUGUAAUUUUUUGUCUUAAUUUUGUUUGGAAAAUGUUUGUAAAAAUUCUCAAAAUUUCCACAAAAUUUUGAAAUUUUUAAAUUUUUUUAUAUUUAAAUUUUUAGUGUACAUUUUUUUGGCUAGUUGUUUCCCCCUCGGGACCAACAAACGUAGACCGCCUUUUUUGAUGUCCUGUGACUACCAACUCUCGGACUGUUUCAUGUUCCAUGAGUCAACUCCUGGUGCCAAAUUACCGUCACUGACUAAAGGGAGUGCGUGGACAGACUCCCAGUGCUGCAAAAGAGAACCUGUUGGGGUGGCAGCUGUUGUCUGCCAAUAAUUUUCUGCCGUUUUUAUUUAUUUUUUGUCGGAACUGAAAAGAACGAUUCUACAUUGCUUCCGGUGAAUGGUGCUUUUACUCUUCAUUCAUCCUCCCAAUGGAAUAUUCAGUUUCCAAAGGAGACCCAAGUUUUGCUGGGACAAAGCUUAAUUGAAAAUUGCAAAAGUUUUACUUGAUAAAAUUUUUGCUAAAUUUUCAGGAGGGUAUGUUCAAUGGCUGCAGUUGACACUUAAUACAGACCAGAAGAGCUGCUAUUUCUGGAUUGUGUGUCAAAUUUUGAAUAUUAUAAUCUUAACACUCAUGAGACUAGUCUAGAAUAAAAUUGAACCAUUUGAUUUUAUCAAUGUUGACCAUUGGGCAUAAUUCGAUGUCUGUGAUGAUGAAUUGUGUCAACAAGAUUUUUCUACCUUUCCCCCUUUUUUUGUGACUGACAAAGUUAGUUGCAUACAUACUUUAUUAAAUCAUAUUAAAUCAAAACCUUCUUGUAAACAUUAGUAAUUCUUGUAUUUAAACACCAAAGAUAUCUUUUCUCCUUUUCUAUCUUUCCCUAUGUACAGCAUUCCUUGAUUUGUUAUUUUUUUAGACCUGUAUGAUUUGUAUGAUAAUAAAUUUUGUAACAUGUUGCUAAUGUUAAGACCUAAGCCACACCUGGAUAUACAACCAGUGGGCAUAUUUGAAUGAUCUAAAUUUGCCCAUUUAUUGAAUGUUUAGGUGUUACUAUUGAAUGUGUGAUACAACAAUAAAGCAAUCAAAAUGA